Pogona vitticeps (central bearded dragon) is the source of this 2345-nucleotide messenger RNA. NCBI's taxonomy places the organism in Eukaryota, Metazoa, Chordata, Lepidosauria, Squamata, Agamidae. The record is from RefSeq and is a predicted model, not a curated record.
CAGAAAAAGCUUUUAAUGGUGUUCUCGGAACCCUUUGUGGCUGACGAGUACAUUGAACGCCUCGCAUGGAGGACUCCCGGCGGAGGUUCCCGAGGUGGCAUGGAAGCUUUUGAUCCUAAAAGAUUAAAAGAAGAAUUUGUGAAUCAUAUCAAUGAACUAAAGUUAUUGGAUGAACGCAUCCAGAGAAGGGUGGAAAGAUUAGAACAGCAAGUCCAGAGAGAAGCCAAGGAAUUUGCCAAGAAAGUUCAAGAGUUGCAGAAGAGCAACCAGGUUGCCUUUCAACACUUCCAGGAACUUGAUGAGCACGUCAGCUAUGUGGCCACCAAAGUCUGUCACCUUGGUGACCUGCUGGAGGGAGUAAACACGCCCCGACAACGGCUUGUGGAAGCUCACAAACUGAUGAAGUACUUUAAUGAGUUUUUGGACGGAGAGCUGAAAUCUGAUGUUUUCACCAACCCUGAAAAGAUUGAAGAGGCAGCUGAUAUUAUCCAGAAGUUGCAUCUAAUAGCACAGGAAUUACCUUUUGACAGGUUUUCUGACGUAAAAUCCAAAAUAGCAAGUAAGUACCAUGAUCUAGAGUGCCAAUUGAUCCAGGAGUUCACCAGUGCACAAAGAAGGGGUCAGAUCAACAGGAUGAGAGAAGUAGCUGCCGUUUUGCUUCACUUCAAGGGCUAUUCCCACUGCGUUGAUGUGUAUAUAAAACAGUGCCAAGAGGGUGCCUACCUGAGGGGCGAUAUAUUUGAAGAAACCGCUAUUCUCUGCCAGAACGUGAACAAACAAGUUGGAGAUAUAUUUAGCAGUCCUGAAACCGUCAUGGCCAAACUUAUCCAGAAUAUCUUCGAAAACAGACUUCAGAGUUAUAUAAAAGACCAGCUAGAAGACCACAAGAAGUCAGAUGCAGAACAGUAUCUCCAGAGCCUUUAUGAACUAUAUACGAGGACGACUAAUCUUUCAAGCAAAUUGAUGGAGUUUAACUUGGGCACUGAUAAGCAGACUUUCUUGUCUAAGCUUAUCAAAUCCAUCUUCGCUUCCUACUUGGAGAAUUACAUUGAGGUGGAAAUGGGAUAUUUGAGAAGCCGGAGCUCGCUGGUCUUGCAGCGCUAUUAUGAUUCGAAGAACCACCAAAAGAGGGCCAUCGGCAGCGGAGGCAUUCAGGACCUCAAAGAGAGAAUUCGGCAACGGACCAAUCUCCCAUUGGGACCAAGUAUCGAUACCCAUGGCGAAACGCUCCUGUCCCAGGAUGUAGUUGUUAAUCUCUUACAAGAAACAAAGCAAGCCUUCGAAAGGUGCCACAGGCUUUCAGAUCCGUCAGAUUUACCAAAGAAUGCCUUCAGGAUUUUCUCUUUGCUCGUGGAGUUCUUGUGCAUUGAACACAUUGAUUAUGCUCUGGAAACCGGACUAGCCGGGAUUCCUUCUCCAGAUGCCAAGAAUGCAAAUCUUUACUUCCUCGAUGUUGUGAAUCAGGCGAACACCAUUUUUCAUCUUUUUGACAAGCAGUUCAAUGACCAUCUGAUGCCGCUGGUUAGCUCUUCCCCUAAGCUCUCCGAAUGCCUUCAGAAGAAGAAAGACAUCACGGAACAAAUGGAGGUGAAACUGGACAUGGGCAUUGAUAGGACCCUGAAUUGCAUGAUUGGGCAGAUGAAGCACAUCUUGGCGGCUGAACAAAAGAAGACUGAUUUCAAACCAGAAGAUGAGAACAAUGUGCUAAUUCAGUACACUAACGCCUGUGCCAAAGUCUGUGCCUAUGUACGAAAGCAAGUGGAAAAAAUCAGGAGUUCCAUGGAUGGCAAGAAUGUGGACAGCGUCCUGAUGGAAUUUGGCGUCCGUUUCCAUCGGCUCAUUUAUGAGCACCUCCAGCAAUAUUCCUACAGCUGUAUGGGUGGCAUGCUGGCCAUUUGUGACGUGGCCGAGUAUAGGAAGUAUGCCAAAGAGUUUAAGAUUGCAUUGGUGCUGCAGCUGUUUGACACGCUCCAUUCCCUCUGCAACCUCCUCGUUGUUGCUCCGGAUAACUUGAAGCAGGUCUGCUCAGGAGAGCAGCUGGCCAUCCUGGACAAGAACACGCUCCAUGCCUUUGUACAGCUCCGCCUUGACUACAGAUCAGCCCGUCUGGGCCGCCACUUCACCUGAGAGCCCAGAAGAAGCCAAACUGAGCCUUUGUUGGGACUUGGCUGGCUAGAGAGAGAUAUAUAUGAUUUUUGAGGGCUGGGGAAAGUGGCUUGUGACGGGUGGGGGUGGGGGCAGUUGGGAACAAAAAAGAACAGCCAUAACUUAAACUGGGCCUUUUUAUUGUCUCAUUUUCAUCUUCCUUGGAAAUAAAGAGUCUCUGGAGGUCAAGGCACUGAAAA